Messenger RNA from Fulvia fulva, 1590 nucleotides. Its product is annotated as Efflux pump atB. Gene Ontology annotation, molecular function: transmembrane transporter activity. NCBI's taxonomy places the organism in Eukaryota, Fungi, Ascomycota, Dothideomycetes, Mycosphaerellales, Mycosphaerellaceae. Gene Ontology annotation, cellular component: membrane. The coding region runs from base 1 to 1590 and encodes 529 amino acids. Gene Ontology annotation, biological process: transmembrane transport. The record is from RefSeq and is a predicted model, not a curated record. The transcript has 21 exons.
AUGACUUCUGCUGCAGCUUCGUCCGGGGCUGACUCCGAGCUUGGGAAGCAUACUGUCGAGACCGAACGGCAUACGCGCGAUGAUGAAGUGAAAGAAGAGGUCGAAGAUGAGACUGCAAGUGAUCGGGCAAGGAGACUGGAGAAGGAGGACAGAGCUUUGCGACCACGACCACAGACUUCUCGAAGCAGAUCUUCGGCAAGAUCUAUUCGAUCGUAUCGCAGCCAUACCGACGGUUAUACGCACUUCAACGAUGGCGUGGAUGAGGAGAAACACGAUCCGAAGCAGGAGGAUGGAAGUGGUGCAGAAGCAAGCAAAGAAUGGGAAGUAACGUUCGAUGGCGAUGCGGAUCCUUAUAAUCCGAAGAAUCGACCUACGGCGAGGAAGUGGCUGAUUGUCAUCAUCAUCUCGGCAAGCUCACUCUGUGUGACUUGUGCGUCUGCCUUGUACACGAGCACGUACAGGCAGCUAGAGGAAGAAUUCCAUGUCUCCAGAGUUGUUGCCACGCUAGGUCUCACCACUUUCGUGUGCGGACUGGGUCUUGGACCAAUGGUCCUAAGUCCCUUAUCCGAGUUCUAUGGCCGCCGCAUCAUAUACCUCUGUGCCUUCGGGAUGUACUUCAUCUGGCUCAUUCCUUGCGCGCUGGCAAACAACAUCACUUGCAUGUUGAUCGUUCGGUUCCUGGAUGGGCUUGCGGGUAGUGCUUUCCUGAGCGUAGCUGGUGGCACGGUCGGAGAUAUGUUCCAUAAACACCAGUUGUCUGCACCGAUGAUGUUGUAUACAGCUUCGCCUUUUGUUGGACCAGAGGUUGGUCCGGUCAUGGGAGGCUUCAUCAACCAGUUUACCGACUGGCGAUGGUCUUUCUGGGUCCUGGUCAUAUGGGCUGGUCUCCAGUGGUUGCUGAUCUUUGCCUUCGUGCCCGAAACAUACGCGCCGGUCUUGCUACGACGGAAAGCGGCCAAGCUACGGGAAGAGACGGGCGACGAUCGAUGGAAAGCUCCGAUCGAGAUGAUGAAGAAAAGCGUUGCGAAGACGAUCCUAUGGUCCUGCAUAAGACCUUUCCAAUUGUUGUUCUUCGAGCAGAUGGUGCUUAAUCUGUGUCUUCUGUCGGCCAUACUGUUGGGAAUCCUGUAUCUCUUCUUUGGAGCCUUCGCUCUCGUUUUCCAAUCGAAUCACGACUUCAACCAAUGGCAGACAGGGUUGUCUUUCCUGGGAAUUUUCGUCGGAAUGCUGGCAGGUGUCAGCUGUGACCCUGUGUGGCGACGAAACUAUACGAGACUCGUCGACAAGAAUGGCGGAAAAUCCAAGCCAGAGUUCCGGCUUCCGCCCACUAUCGUCGGAGCGAUGAUAGUACCUGUCAGCCUGUUCGGAUUUGGUUGGACGACAUACCGUCGGGUACAUUGGAUUGUGCCGAUCGUAUUUUCGAGCCUGUUUGGCAUUGGGAAUAUAUGGUGCUUUAGUGGAAUAUUCACGUUCUUGGUCGAAGCGUAUCCACUGUAUGCGGCAUCUGCGCUUGCUGCCAAUUCCUUCGCGAGAUCAUCGUUCGCUGCAGCAUUCCCACUGUUUGGAGUCCAAAUGUACAACAGUAAGUGA